CGGGCGGCGGGACAUGCGAUUCGCUGGAUGGAGCAGAGACGGCGCCGUGUGUCCGGCACCCUGGACGAGGCUUUCAUAAGCAGCGCCUGUUGUAGACUUUAUUUUCACAGAACCGUAGAAAAGGGUUUGACAUGCCAUCUUCUGACUGCGUCGCUAAUUGGAGCUUUUGGUUCAUCGUUUCUGUAUGGUUAUAAUUUAUCAGUAGUAAAUGCACCCGCAGUGUAUGUUAAAAGCUUUUGCAAUGAAUCAUGGAUAAGGCACUUUGGAACAACAAUGGAAGCCAAAUCGCUAACUCUUCUUUGGUCUGUAAUCAUCUCCAUUAAUGCCAUCGGCGGUCUGUUUGGGGCACUUAUUGUAACCUUUCUGUUGAAAUAUUUGGGAAGGAAGGGGGCUCUUCUCCUGAAUAAUGGGUUUGCAAUUGUUGCUGCUUUAUUGAUGGCCCUAUGUGAAAAUGCUGAUUCCUUUCAGAUGUUGAUCGUGGGACGUUUUGUCAUUGGAGUGAAUGGAGGAAUAUCUCUCAGUGCCCUUCCAAUGUAUUUGGGUGAAAUUUCACAGAAACAGAUGCGUGGUUCCUUGGGGCAGAUUGUGGGCAUUUUCAUCUGUGUUGGUGUCUUCACUGGCCAGGUCAUGGGAUUGCCGGAGAUACUUGGCACGGAGUCCCUUUGGCCUUUAAUGUUCGGACUAAAUGCAGUUCCAGCCCUGAUACAACUUGCUGUUCUACCCUUCCUUCCUGAAAGCCCUCGGUACUUGCUGUUUGAAAAGAAUGAUGUUUCUAAGGCCAGAAAAGCAUUUCAAGUCCUUUAUGGGAAAGAAGAUGUCACUGAGGAACUGGAGGAAGUCCUGUCAGAGAGAAAAGUCCAGAGCCAGAUCCACUUGGUUUCAGUCUUAGAGUUACUUAGAAAGAAGUGUGUACGAUGGCAAGUCAUCACAGUUGUCGUCAUCAUGGCCUGCUAUCAACUUUGUGGGUUGAAUGCUAUUUGGUUUUACACAAAUAGUAUCUUUAAAGACGCUGGCAUAAAGGAGGAUCACAUUCCAUACCUCACUCUGAGUACCGGUGGCGUUGAGAUUGUGGCUUCAGUUCUCUCAGGUUUGACCAUUGAAAAACUUGGCCGAAAGCCUCUUCUCAUUGGUGGAUUUUGUCUCAUGUCAUUCUUCUUUGGAUUACUCACGCUUUCACUUAACCUGCAGGAUAAAGUGUUCUGGAUGUCAUACGUGAAUGUGUUAUCCAUUCUUGGUGUAAUCACAUCAUUUUGCAUUGGUCCAGGUGGAAUUCCUUUUGUGCUAACCAGUGAGAUGUUUGAUCAAUCUUGUCGAUCUUCUGCAUUCAUGAUUGGUGGGACCGUGAUCUGGCUUUCCAACUUUUUGGUUGGACUUCUUUUUCCUUUUAUCCAGAGUGGCCUGGGAACAUUCUGUUUCCUGCUGUUUGCGGCAAUUUGUCUGCUAGGAUCACUGUAUCUUUGCCUUGUCUUACCCGAAACUAAGAACAAAACCUUUGCACAAAUCUAUCAAUCAUUUGCCAAAAUCAACAAGGUGCCCAAGCAAGAAAGCAGACAGAUGACUGAAAUGGAAACUGAACUGGAACCAAACUUUCUGAUGACACCUUUAGAUAAAGUGAUGGGAGACAAAGCAAAUGAGGGCUCCAACGCUGUUCAGAGUAUUGCUUAAUUUAAGGACCAACAAAUCUUUCUAAAUUAUAAUCAUUAUGCAUUUAUAUUCAAAUAAAGACAAUGCACCAAAUACUCGGCAAAUCGGGCAUCAUCUAUGAAGAAUCAAUCAUAUCUACAUCUAUAUUACUUAUUACAGUGUUUUUGAAUCUCAUUCUGCACCGUUUACCAAAAAUUUCUUAAGAGGGAAAUGUAUGCCAAUUGUAAUAAUUUGUUUGAGAGCUGCGCUAUCAUCUGGGUACUGACAAUGAAAAUAGUUACAGGCUCACAAGAAGAAAAAGAGGGUAUGAAUAUGUAUGAAAGGAAAGUGGCUGAUUGUGAUCAUCUCUUCGUUAAAAUAAAUUGUAUCAGGCUGCUAAUGUAUUAGUCUACUCGACUUCAAAUUAAACAUGUCAAUUGUUGAAGUACAUGUCUCUUGA
Molecule: messenger RNA, 2083 nt
Organism: Mobula hypostoma (lesser devil ray)
Lineage: Eukaryota; Metazoa; Chordata; Chondrichthyes; Myliobatiformes; Myliobatidae
Gene: slc2a9l2
Product: solute carrier family 2 member 9, like 2
Exons: 12
Coding region: 28-1665 (545 amino acids)
Biological process (GO): monosaccharide transmembrane transport
Cellular component (GO): plasma membrane
Molecular function (GO): hexose transmembrane transporter activity
Source: RefSeq, a predicted model, not a curated record